This is a messenger RNA of Aspergillus terreus NIH2624, 666 nucleotides long. Its product is annotated as 60S ribosomal protein uL16. Gene Ontology annotation, cellular component: cytosolic large ribosomal subunit; ribosome. Lineage: Eukaryota; Fungi; Ascomycota; Eurotiomycetes; Eurotiales; Aspergillaceae. The coding region runs from base 1 to 666 and encodes 221 amino acids. Gene Ontology annotation, molecular function: structural constituent of ribosome. The record is from RefSeq and is a predicted model, not a curated record. The transcript is spliced from 3 exons. Gene Ontology annotation, biological process: translation; ribosomal large subunit assembly.
AUGGCCCGCCGUCCCGCGAGAUGUUACCGCUACUGCAAGAACAAGCCUUACCCUAAGUCCCGGUUCAACCGUGGUGUUCCCGACCCCAAGAUCCGUAUCUUCGAUCUGGGACGUAAGAAGGCCAACGUCGAUGACUUCCCUCUGUGCGUGCACAUGGUCUCCAACGAGUACGAGCAGCUGUCCUCCGAGGCUCUCGAAGCCGCCCGUAUUUGCGCCAACAAGUACCUCGUGAAGAUCACCGGUAAGGAAGGUUUCCACCUGCGCGUGCGCGUGCACCCCUUCCACGUCAUCCGUAUCAACAAGAUGCUUUCGUGCGCCGGAGCCGAUCGUCUCCAGACCGGUAUGCGUGGUGCCUUCGGUAAGCCCCAGGGUACCGUUGCCCGUGUGAACAUCGGCCAGAUCAUUCUGUCCGUCCGCACUCGUGACUCCAACCGCGCCGCCGCCAUCGAGGCCCUCCGCCGUGCCAUGUACAAGUUCCCCGGUCGCCAGAAGAUCAUCGUCUCCAAGAACUGGGGCUUCACCCCCGUCCGCCGCGAGGAGUACGUCAAGCUCCGCCAGGAGGGCAAGCUCAAGCAGGACGGUGCCUACGUCCAGUUCCUGCGUGGCCACGGUCUGGUCGAGGAGAACAUGAAGCGUUUCCCUGAUGCUUACGAGACUGAGGCGUAA